Messenger RNA from Tachysurus vachellii, 1261 nucleotides. RefSeq names its product galectin-4-like. Bases 117 to 1181 code for a protein of 354 amino acids. The transcript has 14 exons. The record is from RefSeq and is a predicted model, not a curated record. NCBI's taxonomy places the organism in Eukaryota, Metazoa, Chordata, Actinopteri, Siluriformes, Bagridae. Gene Ontology annotation, molecular function: carbohydrate binding.
UCAGGCAUGGAUAUAAAAGCAGGCUGUUGAUUUUGCCCCUGUUUCUGUCCUGUUCCCACCAGCACAAUUUUCCCUUUCUUCCCUGCAUCUGAAGAUAUAGUUAGCAUUCAGAAAACAUGGCUUUUGUAGCACCACCAGGCUACCAGCCUUUGUAUAAUCCAACUAUCCCAUAUGUAGGUCCUAUCAGUGGUGGACUUAGAGCAGGAAUGUCCAUCUAUAUCCAGGGAAAGAUUCAACAUCAUAUUAACAGGUUUCAUGUGAAUCUGCAGUGUGGUGAAUUUGAUGGAUGUGACAUCGCUUUUCAUUUUAACCCUCGUUUUGACCUCUGGGACAAAGUGAUCUUCAACACUUUCCAGAAUGGAGCAUGGGAAGGAGAGGAGAAAGUCAGAGAGAUGCCGUUCAGCAAGGGAGAGCAUUUCGAAUUGGUCAUUGUCGUCAACUCAGAGGGCUAUCAGGUGAACGUGAAUGGCAGAGAAUUCUACCUAUUUCAGCACAGAAUGCCUCUCGAUCGAGUGUGUGCCAUAGAGAUUGGCGGAGAUGUGUCCAUUGACACUAUCAACCUCAUUGGGGGCAUGCAAGGCAUGGGGGGAGGAUUUCAAGGAGGAAUGGGAGGUGGCAUUGGGGGAGGAUAUCCGGGAGGUGGAGCUGGGGGAUUUUAUCCUGGUGGUGGAAUGGGGGGAAGUUAUCCAGGAGGUGGAAUGGGUGGCAUGGGGGGAGGAAACAUGGGAUAUCCAGGAGGGAAUCUUCCAGUAAUGGGAUUGCAGCCUAUCUUCAACCCUGACAUUCCCUAUUCAAAUAUGAUUCCCGGUGGGAUGGUACCCAAGAGGACCAUUAUCAUUAGAGGCAUGGUGCCUUAUCAAGCUGACAGGUUUUGGAUUAAUUUUCUAGUUGGAGGCUCACGAAACAUUGCCUUUCACCUCAACCCUCGAAUUAGAGAAGGAGUGGUAGUCCGUAACUGCCAGAUUGAUGGCUCCUGGGGUAAUGAAGAAGUCGAUAUCAACUUCAACCCCUUUCAGGAGGGACAGUACUUUGAGAUCUCCAUUCGCUGUUCUGAAGAGAAGUUCAAGGUGUAUGCAAACGGGCAGCACAUGUGCAAUUUCCACCACCGCCUCCGGCCUUACAAUCAGAUCGACAUGCUGGAGGUUGGAGGAGACGUCCAGCUCUCAUACAUCCAUUACUGAGUCUGCCUUCUCAGUGCAUCUUGCAUUGUUCCUGUGUUAGCUAUUAGGCACUUCUUUGUAAUAAACGUUACUGAAAAUUG